AUUAUAAAAUUAAUUCAUUAAACAUCGAGUUUAUUAUGACUUUACUGUUGGGGUCAGUGUUGGCACCGAUUUGCCAGACAUACGAGUGGUGUCUCAUUGGACUCAUUGGACUCAUUGUGGCGGUGAUCGCCUAUUACUACAUUUCGUGGAGGAAUGCCUUCAGCUAUUGGAAGGAUCGACACAUUUGUGGUCCAAAACCCAUCCCUAUAUUCGGAACCUUCUUGAGUACUGUCCUAAAAGUGCGACCAUUUGUGGAGAUGGAGUGGUAUCAGAAAUACGGCCGACUUUAUGGUUUUGAUUCGAUAAGUGUUAGAGAUUAA
Oppiella nova is the source of this 320-nucleotide messenger RNA. Lineage: Eukaryota; Metazoa; Arthropoda; Arachnida; Sarcoptiformes; Oppiidae. The record is from the annotation of a GenBank genome assembly.